Molecule: messenger RNA, 4274 nt
Organism: Tachysurus fulvidraco (yellow catfish)
Lineage: Eukaryota; Metazoa; Chordata; Actinopteri; Siluriformes; Bagridae
Product: zinc finger E-box-binding homeobox 2-like
Exons: 8
Coding region: 316-3111 (931 amino acids)
Biological process (GO): anatomical structure development; regulation of transcription by RNA polymerase II
Molecular function (GO): DNA-binding transcription factor activity, RNA polymerase II-specific; RNA polymerase II cis-regulatory region sequence-specific DNA binding
Source: RefSeq, a predicted model, not a curated record
UAUGAAGGAGUGCUGUAGGGAGCAUUGUAGCUGUGAUGUGGUAUGUGUGUGACUCAUUGUCAGAGUUUGAAAACAGCGGCAUCUGAUAAUUUCUCAAGCGUUUUUCAUGUUUAAAGAAAUGUAGAGGUUAAAUGAUUUUAUUCGCCCUUUACCAAAAGGUCAGGAAUAAAACCUUCACAGUGGAUUUAUACACGAACGGACUUUACCUCAUCUACAGAAGUUAAAAGAGCCGAGUGCUCUCUGGGCUCUGAGGGAGAGGAUGAGGGGUGUGUGUGGGGGACGGAUGUGAAGGAUGAAAGACAUGAACAUGACAAGAUGAGUCUGACAGCCAGCGAGGGCACGGAGGCUGGAAGUCCUGCUCGUUCGACCCGAGGCCACAGUCUGAGCCCCUCGCUGGAGCACUGGGAUGAGACAGAGAACACGACCCUCCCGAGUACCACCGGAGAUACAGAGCCCAGCAUGUACACACAGAAAGAUGCCCGUGUAGAGGAGGACUGGGCUCGAUAUGACUUCCUCAUGCAGCUGAGAAAAGUGUCCCAGCAACACAACGGCUCCAUCGCUUCCUACCACAUGGCAGGACCACAGGACGACACACCGUCCACCUUGUCACCAGGUGUUCAGGAGUCACCUGAGGGAAAAGACCCCGGGAGUCCUGAUCCUACAGGGACAGAAAUGCACGUGUGUCCAUUUUGCCAGCGGUCAUAUCAGCGGGGCAGCUAUCUCAAGGAACACAUGAAGCUGUGCCAAAGGGAGAGAGGACACAGUGUGUGUUCACUCUGUGGCUACAGCACUCCAUUCAGAGCACAGAUGGAGAGGCACAUGGCACUACACACCCAGGUUAAAGAGAAGAUUUCUGUGUCUGACCCUAACAUUGAAAACCGGAAGUUUAAGUGUACACAGUGUGGAAAAGCUUUUAAGUACAAGCAUCAUCUUAAAGAGCAUUUACGCAUUCAUAGCGGUGAGAAGCCCUAUGAGUGCUCUAACUGUAAGAAACGUUUCAGUCACUCAGGCUCCUACAGCUCACACCUGAGCAGCAAAAAGUGUCUCAGUGGAGGCGGAUCAGGCAACGGCACAUAUUUCAAUGGCCACUCUCACCCUGCUUACCUGUUCCCAUCUCCGACUUCGCCUCCUGUAGUUGGAAGCAAGAAUGGUAACAGAGGAAAGAGCUCUCCAUAUGCCCCACUGAGUCAUUGCUUUACAGAACAGCUAGCCAACCAGGGGCAGGACUCUCUUGCUUCUGCCCUCCAAGCUUCGGAUCUAAGCCGACCGUGGGAUUCUGUUGCAGCCAUGAGGAUGGGGGUGUUUAAAGGGACUACACUUUUGCCCUUACUGCACUCUGGUGGCAAGUUUGAACAGCUCCUGCAGGAAAUGCUCCGAAAAGAAGUUGGGAAGGAUGAGCAGCCAGGAAGAAGGCAGGAAAAGGAAGAGGACAAGACAGAAAUGAGAGACCGAGAGAAAAAUGAUGCACCCGUCAGUGCGGUAUCAUGUCAGCAGUGCUUCCAGCUGUUUCCAAAUGAAGUUGUUCUAAAGCAGCAUGAGAGAUACCUGUGCAAGGGAAAAGAUGAGCAAGAUGCUGUACAGAUGCACUACAACAAAGAUGGAGCACCGCUUAACUUCUCACGUAUCUCCCAGAAUGACACACAGAAAACUCCCACCACUCCUAAUGGAAUGACCAGAGCGCUCUCUUCUCCACAGCGGACAUCCUGGCAUUCACUUCCACAGCAGCUCCUUGUGCCACUGCAGUCACCUUUGCACUUCCACUCUGAACAUGCACCUGCCUACUGGCCAAACAGAAAGACAGACAGUCCUGGAAAUUCCAGCGUCAUGAGCCCGAUCUCGCCCUCACUACAGGAACAGCGACGUCCAGGCUUCAGCUCUCCAUCAGGCUCAUCACCAUGCCAGCCUUUUCAACACAGACCAUCACCCAGAUCAGAAGGUUCUCAGAGCGAACCCCUAGACCUCUCCAUUCCCAAAGUACGUAAAGGCUCAGAGCCUGCCGCAGACUGCAACGGCAGCUCACCAAAGCUGGACCACAGGGAUGUGGAGCAUAUGAGCAGAAGGUUAAGCCCAAUAUCACAUCACGAAGCAGGCGGGGCCUAUAGACCUUUAUUUGGAAGUGCAGUUUUCAGUAACUACCCCUAUUUUAAUCCCAUCAUGUCAAGUAGUCUUUCAGCAAUGGGGCAUAAUGGCCUGACAUCAAUUCCUCUAACGCCUCCAGCACCCAGCACUGGGUUUCUCUCCUCCAUAGCCUAUAUGAUGGAGACAGAGAAUGAGACCAUGCUGAAAAGAAUGCAUCAGGAAAUGAAUGUCAUGGGUGAUGCUAGAGCUCGAGGAUGUCUGGACUAUCUCUCUCUGAUGGAGGAGGGGCUGGACGGAGACCAUGGUUCAGGGAGAAAAAGACUCAGGAAGACAGAUGAAGGAUUAUAUGCUUGUGACAUCUGUGAUAAAAGCUUUCAGAAGAGCAGCUCUUUGCUGAGACAUAAAUAUGAACACACAGGAAAGCGACCACAUGAGUGCAAGAUCUGUAAGAAAGCAUUUAAACACAAGCACCACCUGAUCGAGCACAGCCGGCUUCACUCUGGAGAAAAGCCGUAUCAAUGUGAUAAAUGUGGCAAGCGAUUCUCACACUCAGGCUCCUACUCACAGCACAUGAACCACCGUUAUGCUUUCUGUGGCCGAGACAAUGAUGCAGAUACGCAGGGAGAGGAGCAGAUUUUGGGGGACACAGCUCUUUACAGAAACACACACAAGCAGCUUCAUCCUGAGACAAGAGACAAUCCUCUCAUGCUGGAGGAAACAGCUACAUUCCUCAGUGAUUCCAGCGUGGACACGGCUCUUCUAGGAUUCAGAGCAGAAGAGGAGGACGAGGAGGAGGAGGAGGAGGAGGAAGAGGAAGAAAGCUCGCUUAGUAAUCAUGCACACAGGAGAAGGGUGGAGAGAAGACUGGCAAUAGAGGACAGAAGUAAACACAUGGAAGAGUCAACUGAAGAUAGUAAGAAGAGAAAUAAGAAGGAGGCUGGAGGACAGGACACAAAAAAUGAUCAUCACAGAAGUGAGAUCAAAGUGGAGAACGACGAGGAACAAAUAGACACGAAACAAGAGUCAGUAUGAAUGCAAUGGAUUGCCAUAUCUAGUUAACUUAGUUAAUUUGCCAAAGAAAAUGUAUAAAAACAAAAAGACAGUAUUGUACAGAACAGAAUUUGAAUGCGUGAAGUGCUUAAAGUUCUGCCUCAUGCCUUUGGAUCUAUGCUGAGUCACAAUAAUAAUACAAAACGUACAAGGGCUACCAAAACUGGAGUGUAUAAUUGGGGCUCACUGAAUACUGUGUACUUUAAAGCUUUUUUAUUUUUUUUACCAAUGACAUUAUCAGAAAGGUAUCCAGGUUACCAAAAGUCACAAACACAAAAGUAUAAUAUUUGUAAUGAGAUACACUUUGUCUUCAUAUGAUCAGUUCCAGUACUUAGUCAUGGGAAUGCAAAAAAAGACCAGAUUUCUUUUGGGGGUUAAUCCAGGUAAGCAACCAUUCAUUCACUUACUUUGUUUCACUAUUGAUGCAUUUCCCCCAAAUCCAUUUAACACUUAUGAGAGGGCCAACAGAUACGAAAGGGCUGAUUCAGAGCAUGCAGGGAUUUCACCAUCAUAAGUAUCUUAACACUGAUGGACAUCUAUAUCUGUACUGUGAAAAACAGUAGUAUGAGAAACAUGAAUAUCAAUUAAAUUCAGCAUUCCAAACAAAUGCAAAAGUAUUUGCACUCUGAUGUCAGGUUGUUUGUCUUAAAGCAUUGUGUCUCUUACCACUAUGACAGAGUCUGUGACAGAGAAAGAGAAGAAUGGUCUAUGUAGGCUGUUUACCUAUGAAAGAUUUGGUAUAUAUAUAUGAAAACUACGCAGAUUGUUGCAUACUGCAUUGCUGCAUGAGACCACAGAGAGUGAGAAAUACGGCAUUACUGAGGCUUGCUAAUGUGUGGCGUUUAACUAUGCACGGGUUUAGAUCCCGCAAUGCACAGCAACUGUAGCAUUCAACUGCUCAAGUUAACUAUAGUGCUUUUUACCAGGUUUGGUUUCAGCUUUAUACUGUUUUUUUUCCUGUUUAACUGUUUGUCUGUCAACAUGUAAAUGUUGCCAAAUGUAUAUGUCUUUAAUCUAUUUAAAUAUUAUGUCUAAUGUGCAUCUGUGUUGCUUUUAUACAAAAUUUGUUAGGCUUUUGUACCAUUUUAUGGAAUUAUUUCAAUGUUUAUACAUUUCCUUACAGUCUAAUAAAGAUGUACAUAUCA